This is a messenger RNA of Indicator indicator, 1308 nucleotides long. RefSeq names its product membrane cofactor protein-like. The record is from RefSeq and is a predicted model, not a curated record. Lineage: Eukaryota; Metazoa; Chordata; Aves; Piciformes; Indicatoridae. Gene Ontology annotation, biological process: negative regulation of complement activation, classical pathway. The transcript is spliced from 10 exons. Bases 6 to 1289 code for a protein of 427 amino acids.
CCUGUAUGCCUCCAGAAAGGCUGCAAUAUGCAGAGCCUGAGGAGCCUUUCAACACCAUGAAGAGCUUUCCUGUUGGAACCAAUGUGUCCUACACCUGCAGGCCAGGCUAUAUAGGAAUCCCUGGAAAACCCUCGUUUCGUACCUGUGGUGAGGACUUGCAGUGGUCAUCCAUAGAGCAGUUCUGUACAGAGAGAAAAUGCAGCCAUCCAGGAGAACUAGCCCAUGGUUUUACUCAUGUGACAGACCUCACAUUUGGUUCAAAAGCUACUUUUUCCUGUGAAGAGGGAUUCAGGUUAAUUGGAACAGCUGAAAUUUCCUGUGUGAUUGUGGAGAAAGGUGUUGGGUGGAACAGAGAUCUUCCUUUCUGUGAGAAAAUUCCUUGUGAACCACCUCCCAAGAUAAACAAUGGGCACCACACAGAAGCACCUGAAUAUGUGUACCAGACAUCAGUAACCUACACCUGUGAUGAUGUACCCAAAGGCUCAGAUCCCUUCUCACUUAUUGGCCCAGCUACUAUCUUCUGCACAUCUGAUGCAAAUUUGGAUGGAGUUUGGAGUGGACCACCUCCAGAGUGUAAAGUGGUCAAAUGUCCUAACCCAAGAGUUGAAAAUGGGAUUAAAAAAACUGGAUUUGGCCCUUCCUACACAUACAGAGACUCGGUGGUGUUUGAGUGCAAUCCAGAUUAUUUCAUGGUGGGAUCAAAUGUCAUUACCUGUGGAGAAAAUAACACCUGGUUUCCUCCAAUACCAACCUGUGAAAAAAUGACUGAGAGUGGCUGUGGUGCCCCAAAGAUCACACAUGGAGUAGUGACUCCAGAGAAACCUCUGUAUGCUGUAGGAGAAUCUGUUCAGAUCAGGUGCACUGCUCACUGUACCUUUCCUGGUGGUGCUGAAGAGAUGACAGCCACUUGUCAAGCACAGAGUACAUGGAGUCCUUUACAAGACUGUACAUGUGAGCCUGGAGGUUCUGGUUCCACUCCUCACAUACAUUAUGGCAGAGUAGUUGAUGGACAAAAACCUUCCUACUUGGUGGGGGAUUUUAUUACCAUCGAGUGCUACGCAGGCUACACCUUACACGGAGCAGCUCGUAUCCAGUACACUGGGGAGAACCAGUGGACUCCUGGAGUGCCAACUUGCCACUUAAGUGGAUAUAUUACAGCCAUCAUCUGUGUGAUUGUGGCAAUUGUGGUGAUCCUGGCAGCCUUCUGGAUCUAUAAGAAAUUCUUUUCACAGAAUGGGAAACGUGACAGCACUCCCUGUACUGCUGAAUAUAAGAGCUGUAAAGCAUGACUGACCUUGAGGGUGUUUU